AUGGCGGAAACGUUUAACAACGACGAAUGUUACCAGCGAAGUUUGCAGAAUGACAUAUAUGAAUGGGUGAGAGAUCACAGGGUACAUCAUAAAUUUUCAGAAACAGAUGCCGAUCCACACAAUGCUAAAAGAGGAUUCUUUUUCUCUCACAUCGGAUGGUUAUUAGUAAGAAAGCAUCCAGAUGUUAUAGAAAAAGGAAAAACUAUCGAUUUAAAUGAUGUAUGGGCAGAUCCUAUAGUACGAUUUCAAAGAAGGCAUUAUACCCGUCUAGUAGUUAUGUUGUGUUUCGUUAUACCAACAUUGUUACCCGUAUGGUGUUGGGGUGAAACUUAUUGGAAUUCAUAUUUUGUGGCUACUUUAUUAAGGUAUUGCGUCUCCCUGAAUGCUACAUGGUUGGUGAAUAGCGCAGCACACAUGUGGGGAAAUCGUCCUUACGAUAAAUCAAUUAAUCCUAGACAAAAUAAAAUAGUCACCUUAUGGGCAUUAGGUGAGGGUUUUCAUAAUUAUCAUCAUACUUUCCCAUGGGAUUAUUCUACAAGCGAAUUAGGAUCGAAAAUUAAUUUCACUACAGUGUUUAUUGACUGUAUGAACUGGUUAGGUUUGGCAUACGAUUUAAGAACUGUUUCACCCGAUAUUAUCAAACAGAGACGUUUAAGAACUGGUGAUGGAAGUGAAUAAUGAAAUUAUAUACAUUGUUUCUUUAUAUAUAUACAUAUAUAUAUAUAUAUAUAUUAUUUUUUCUUAUUUGUUACGGAAUAAUUAUUGUCAAAUUAUACAAAAUAUUUAAACUUGUGGGAACUGAUUUAUCUAUAUAACCUCCUGUUCUACAUUCUAAGAAUGUAAUGAUUAAAAAAAAAA
Molecule: messenger RNA, 858 nt
Organism: Centruroides sculpturatus (bark scorpion)
Lineage: Eukaryota; Metazoa; Arthropoda; Arachnida; Scorpiones; Buthidae
Product: stearoyl-CoA desaturase 5-like
Exons: 3
Coding region: 1-678 (225 amino acids)
Biological process (GO): unsaturated fatty acid biosynthetic process
Cellular component (GO): endoplasmic reticulum membrane
Molecular function (GO): stearoyl-CoA 9-desaturase activity; iron ion binding
Source: RefSeq, a predicted model, not a curated record